AUGCGUGACGUCAUUGGUAAGAGACGGCCCCCGAACACAUAUGGUACCCCGAACACAUAUGGUACAGACACCACUACUGGUGACAACCUGCCUGCAGCGGAGAAGCAGCAGGACAACGGCUCCAUUGUGGACUCCACUCGUCAAGUUGCCAGUACUAAAGCAGUCUACGUCCCCCCGCCAGGAGUAACCUCUCCUCGGGUAGAUGGAGAGAUCGCCACUCUUUUUCGCCAGGCCAACUCUACACAACCGAGCAGUUCAAGGCCACAGCAGCCCCCAUCAACUCGUCAAAGAGUGAGGCAAAAUUUCAACUCGUGGGCCUCUGGAAGCAGGAGGAGGAGGCCCACUUCUGUGGAGUACCAUGACCAUUUCAACAAGGAUGUAAUUCUACUCCCUGACCCAACAUGGGAGUUUGUGUGCAAGCAAAAGUCCAAACAGUUCUUGCAUGCAAAUGGUCACAUACUCAGUGCUUUUGAGUUCCAUAAAUCAUGGAACCAGUUGACCCUAUUCCGACAGAUCCGGGAUGAGUUCAAGCCCAGAAUUCCUGAGGAAGUGAGCUUGCAGUUUCUAAUGGCUUGUGGAAAUAAACUUGUGACACCUAAACUUAAAGAAGGUCAAGAGUUUGAUGGUCACAUGAUUCACAAGGUCUUCAGGUCAAAAGCCUUGUAUGUAAAACCAUCAGUUGCUAUUCUUGGUUACAACAGUGAUACUGAGGAUCAGUCCUGUGCUAUCCAGGAGGGUCCCAGCACAAGGUCAAAGUCAAGGGCAACUCAUCCCAGGGAAGAUAGCAGCGAAGAGGGCCACAGCGAUGGUUUAAUUCUUGAUGAAACCGCUACCUCCAGCCUGCCACUCAACAGCUAUCUUCACACGACAAGCUCUCUGCCUCACACCACCAACUCCAGCUUCAGCUCUUCUGUCGUUCCAGUGACUACCAGUGUCACCUCUUCUGUCACGGCUUCCAGCUCGACCAUUGCCCCCACAUCUGACUACUCUUCAUAUGUGACCUUAAUGAGAGAUGUCUCUGAUUUAUCGUCGGAUGAUGAGGAUUUAAAUCGUGCAAUACAAGCUAGCCUUCAAACUGAACAAGCCCAGGCAACUGAACAUGCCUCUGUUCAGGAGAUCCUCUCAGAGUUGGCUGAUAAAAUCUCGGCAAAUAGUCGCUGUAAAUUCAACAUCAACCGCUCGGCAGUGUUGGAUGGUGCCUUCCGGAGCUUCAAUCGGGCCACGUACGACCCCAAUGCCACCAUGAACAUCAAAUUUUCCGAUGAUCUUGGACGGAAUGAGGAGGCAGUGGAUUUGGGAGGACCAAGGAGGGAGUUCCUACGCCUUCUGAUGGAAGCUCUGAUGAUGAGCUCCAUGUUUGAGGGGUCAGAAUAUAGUCAGAAUCUGGCACUUGAUAUUCCAGCACACAGAGAGGACCGCUAUUUCCUUGCUGGAAGAGCUAUUGCUGUCAGUCUUGUCCAUGGAGGCCCACCACCUAGUUUCCUCUCUACAACACUAUUUGACUGCUUGGCUGCAGGCAGCCAUACAGCCAAGCCAGUGUUGAAGGACAUUGCAGACACAGACAUCUACAAUCAAGUGAAAAGGGUGUCCGAGAGUUCAAAAUAUGAGGACCUCAUUGCUGCAACUCAACAGAUGCAGGAUUAUUUGGCCAACGCAGGGUGUCUUCGUCCGCUGAAAAGGGUUCAGGAGAAGGAACAGCUUGUCCAUGAUAUCCUCAUGUUUCAAGUUGUGCACCGGGUUGAAGCCCCAUUCCAAAGGUUCCAAGAGGGGCUUAAAACCCUUGGAGUUUUGGGAAAGCUCCAGAAGAGCCCAGACAGCUUCCGCCCUCUAUUCUGCCAUCAGCAAUCUGCACUGACUGCUGAGAUAAUGGAGGAUUUGUUCCCCAUCCAUCUAUCUGCGCAAGGCAGCAACAAGAGGAGAGCAGAGGAGAUGGUGGUUCCCUACUGGAGAGACUACCUAAUUGAUGCGGAAGAUCAAGAGGGUCCUUCCAAACUUGAGCAAAUCCUUGCCUUUGCCACGGGAGCGACAGUGAUCCCACCAAUUGGCUUCCAACCUAUGCCAUCUAUUGAUUUCCUGCACGAGGAGGAGUAUGGAGACUCUGCUGUGUCAAACCUCCCUCUUGCAAAUACAUGCAUAAACUGUCUCAAGCUGCCGUUGCACAGCUCAUACUCUGUGUUCAAGGCAAAACUGGACUUUGCCUUUGCCAAUACACAUGGCUUUGGCAGAGCUUAAAUUGUCCAAGACAAAAUAUUGUUGUUACACAAAAAAUACAGUGUUUUCAUUGUCUUUGUUAUUAAGCAAGGAAGUUGUUGUAUCACUGUUAAUGUGACAUAAUCUCAUUGGAAAACAACCAACAUUGUAUUUUAAUGUUGUCAUUUUUUGUUUUUUUUGUUAUAAGAUGUCAGAAAACAAAUGCUAAAGAAAACCACAACAGAAGUACUCCAAGCCUCUAUGGGGCGCUAAGUGGAACAGUUGAUUUUCGACCCGAUGGAGAGAGAUCAAACAAGAGGACAAUCCACAGGAGAAAAGUGAACUAUUAUUAAGACACUUUUAAUUAAAUGUAAAAUACUAAUCGCCAAUGUAAAAACAAAAAUAACCCUUUCUUUAUCGUUUCUUUAGUCCACUUUUGUCCCAUGGAUUUUCCUCAUGGUUGGUCUCUGUUGGGUCAAAAAUCAACUGUUCCACCUAGCACCCCCUAGACGCCUUAGAAUUCUGACUUUAAACUCAAAAUUCUGAAAUGCUCACUUUUGGUCAGAAAUCAAAAUAGUUACCAUUUGGCCCUAAACCUCUUAGAGAGCACAUUUUAAUUACAUCUAUUUGAAAUGUUAUAUGUCCCACAUCUUCUGUGUGAACUGUUCAAGGCCUUAUAAGUCAUGUUGAUAACUUAAUAGGCCCUACUACAAAAAACACUUUGCACUGUCCAUGUGCAAUUUUUUAGGUCUCUGCUGUUCCUGCCUACUGAUACACUUGUUUGUUCAGACUUCUGUAAAAUUGCUCUUAUGUACUGUGUUGCUGGACAAAAAGCAAAAGAGAAGAAAAUAAAUUGAUGCCUAAGUUUCCAUCAUCAUGUAGUGGA
Molecule: messenger RNA, 3076 nt
Organism: Gymnodraco acuticeps
Lineage: Eukaryota; Metazoa; Chordata; Actinopteri; Perciformes; Bathydraconidae
Exons: 11
Coding region: 1-2232 (743 amino acids)
Cellular component (GO): nucleus
Molecular function (GO): ubiquitin-protein transferase activity
Source: RefSeq, a predicted model, not a curated record